Messenger RNA from Closterium sp. NIES-65, 573 nucleotides. NCBI's taxonomy places the organism in Eukaryota, Viridiplantae, Streptophyta, Zygnematophyceae, Desmidiales, Closteriaceae. The record is from the annotation of a GenBank genome assembly.
AUGCGCAGCGUGUCGGGGCAUCCCGGCGUUGUCCAAUUGCGCGGGGUUUUUGAAGACGAGCGACAGGUUCACCUCGUCAUGGACCUGUGCGACGGUGGCGAACUAUUCGACGAAGUCCUCGCCGAUUUUGGAUUCGCAGUUCCCAUCCCCCCCGGACAUCGCGCGUGUGGCGUCGCGGGUUCGCCGUUCUACAUGGCGCCGGAAGUACUGACAGGCGAGUACGGGGUGGAGGCGGACGUGUGGUCGCUGGGCGUGGUGCUGUACGUGCUGCUGAGCGGCAGCCCGCCGUUUUGGGGCGCGGACGACAACGGCGUGUUCCGCGCCGUGCUGGAGGCGCCGCUGGACCUGACGAGCGGCGCGUGGGCGGGGGUGUCGGCGGAGGCCAAGGGGCUGCUCCGCUGCAUGCUGCACCGCGACCCGCGCCGACGCCCCUCCGCCGCCAAGCUGCUCUCCCACCCCUGGAUCCUCGUCCACGCCUUCGGCGGCCGCGUCGUGCGCCGCGUCCUCGCCGCGCCCGCGCUCCAGCAGCGCCGGAUGGGGGGGGGCGCUGCUGCUGUUCCGCUCUCCGCCUAG